AUGAAAAGUCUAACUUCAAAGGAUUAUAUAAACAAAUAUACUCAUAUCUUUUAAGAAUCUUUACCUCUUUGUAUAUAAUAUAGAAAGGACAAGGAAUGGGAUUAGAUUAUUUACUUAAUAGGAGAUCAUAUUAAAGAAUUUGAUAAGCUACCAAAUGGAAUCAAACAAAAAGUAGAUUAAUUUACAAAAAGCUCAUUAUAUUUUUUUUUAGCUGAAGCCCAAUAUCACUUAAAAUAAAGUUUAACAGCAGAGGGAUUAUUGGAUCUUGAUACAAAUGAUGAAAAGAUUAAUUAAAUAAAAGCUAAAACAUAUUUCAUGUUAUAUAAGUAAACUAAUAAAAUUGAACAUAUUGAAUAUGCAGCUAAAUUAGCAGAAUAGUUUUUUGGAACUGAUCAUAAAAUCAGUUAGUUUUAUUAAACUGAAUUAGAAUANAAGAAAGAAGCACUUUUUCUUUCAGUUUUUAAUCAAUUUAUCUCUUCAUACCUUUAUGUUUAAGCAAUUUAAAUUUUAUUAAAAUCAUUAGAAUUACUUAAUAGGACUGAACAAGUGGAACAUAAACAUGAAAAUCCACAAUCAAAAGGAAAUUGA
Molecule: messenger RNA, 588 nt
Organism: Paramecium primaurelia
Lineage: Eukaryota; Ciliophora; Oligohymenophorea; Peniculida; Parameciidae
Source: the annotation of a GenBank genome assembly